Molecule: messenger RNA, 1142 nt
Organism: Setaria italica (foxtail millet)
Lineage: Eukaryota; Viridiplantae; Streptophyta; Magnoliopsida; Poales; Poaceae
Product: tricin synthase 1
Exons: 2
Coding region: 206-946 (246 amino acids)
Molecular function (GO): O-methyltransferase activity; S-adenosylmethionine-dependent methyltransferase activity
Source: RefSeq, a predicted model, not a curated record
AUACGAAGGUUAGGAAUAAUGGUGCCGAGAGCAAUCAGGCAACACACACCAACCCUGCUAAACUCCCGGGCCUCCCAGCUCAUAAAUAGAGUAUCGCUGCGAGGCCGAGCAGUGGGCGACCCUGUGAGCUUAGCUAGCAAGCAAUCAAGCACUGCCACCUGCAACCUCGCGGAGAAAGUUAAGGCGGCGAGAGACAGAGAGAUCCAUGGCGGCCGGCGGCGACACCAUGGCCCAGGUCCACGAAGGCCUCGACAGCAGCAACAAGACGCUUCUCAAGAGCGAGGCCCUGUACAAGUACGUGCUGGACACGUCGGUGCUGCCGCACGAGCCGGAGUGCAUGCGGGAGCUGCGGCUGGUGACGGACAAGCACCGGUGGGGGUUCAUGCAGUCGUCGCCCGACGAGGCGCAGCUGCUCCGGAUGCUCAUCAAGCUGACGGGCGCGCGGAACACGCUGGAGGUGGGCGUGUUCACGGGCUACUCCCUCCUGGCCACCGCCCUCGCCCUCCCCGACGACGGCAAGGUCAUCGCCAUCGACGUCGACCGCGAGUACUACGAGAUCGGCCGCCCCUUCAUCGAGAAGGCCGGCGUCGCGCACAAGGUGGACUUCCGCGAGGGCCCCGCGCUGGACCACCUCGACAAGCUCCUCGCCGACGAGGCCAACGUGGGGGCGUUCGACUUCGCGUUCGUCGACGCCGACAAGCCCAACUACGUCAAGUACCACGAGCAGCUGCUGCGCCUGGUGAAGGUCGGCGGCACCAUCGUGUAUGACAACACGCUGUGGGCGGGCACCGUGGCGAUGCCGCCCGACACCCCCAUGUCCGACCUCGACCGCAGGUUCUCCGCCGCCAUCAGGGACCUCAACGUCCGCCUCUCCGCCGACGAACGCAUCGAGGUCUGCCAGCUCGCCAUCGCCGACGGCGUCACCAUCUGCCGCCGCCUCGUCUGAGAGAUCGUCGAGGUCUUGUGCUGCUGCUGAUCCGCGUUUCCAUUCCGUCUGGUCGUCUCGGUGCUUUCAAUAAGAUUUUUCCCUUUCGCUUCGUUUCUGGUUUUUUUCGCAAGCUGAGAGCGUCGGAUCGUGUGUAGCUAUACUUUGUGUGUCCCGAAUUGGAGCAACCGCAUACAGCGCAUUGAAUUCUCAUUCC